GGUCAUAUCAGUUGUACGCGUAUCACGUAAAUCAUUCAGUCCAAGGUCAGCCUCUCUCUAAAGCAGAACACGACAAUGGAAGGUGUAUUUUAUACGAUGACUGAAGUUGAGCUGAGAUGUUCUGGUCAAAAUUUAAGAAAAUUGCCUCAACCAACAGACCUAGGAUCAGAUACUGGUCAAAUAAUAAAGUAUAUGGAUUUAAGCUAUAACAAGAUAUCGACAUUAGAUGGAAUAGAAUCAUAUUCUUCCUUAGAAACGUUGAUCCUUGAUUGCAAUCGUAUUGGUGAUGACGUUGAAUUUCCAUGUUGUCAAUCUCUGACUACAAUCUCGUUAAAUAAAAAUCAAAUUGCUGACUUGGAUCAUUUGCUACUAAACCUAAAGAGAAUGGCACCAAAACUUCGUUUCCUUAGUCUUCUUGGGAAUUGUGCUUGCCCACAUCAAUUGAUGGGUUUAAACUAUGAUGAUAGUGACUAUCAUCGCUACAGAUGCUAUGUCAUUUACUGCUUGCCGACUUUAAAAUUUUUAGACUCCACUCCUGUUACUAGGGGUGAAAGAGAAGAAGCAGCAUUGAGGGGGAAAUUUUUCCAAGUUGUGAAACCAAUCACACUUAAAAUACAAACAAAGUCUAUGAGGCAAGAUCGAAAAGACUUAAUCCCAUUGCCCCCUGCAAAGUUAAAUUUAGCUUUACAUAAAGGUAUUUAUGGAGCUUGCAGGUACCGUUACACUGGGAAAAAUUCUGAAGGAAAUCGUUUUAUCCGUAACCAUGACCUCUAAAAAUCACUUGAUAAUCUAUUACAAUAGAUAUGUUUUGUUUUCCACUUUUUUAACCAAAAAUAUUUUUCAGACCUUAACGACAAUACACGACUCCCUCGUA
Daphnia pulicaria is the source of this 874-nucleotide messenger RNA. Its product is annotated as leucine-rich melanocyte differentiation-associated protein-like. Gene Ontology annotation, biological process: melanocyte differentiation. The record is from RefSeq and is a predicted model, not a curated record. The transcript is spliced from 6 exons. The coding region runs from base 76 to 774 and encodes 232 amino acids. NCBI's taxonomy places the organism in Eukaryota, Metazoa, Arthropoda, Branchiopoda, Diplostraca, Daphniidae.